AGUGGAGCUGUUUAGAAUUCGUAAAAUGUUACGUUUACUUUUUUUUGCACGGUAUAAACUGCUUGAACUGCAAUCAAUUAGCAUUAUGCUUGUCAGAUUUUUAUACGAACGAUAAUAUGUGAACCGUAUAGAUAGGUAGCAGUAAAGUGGAAGUUAUAAAUGAAAAUGAUUAUGAAACUAAUUUCAGAUCAGGCAACUUGUUGCAUGCAGUAAUAUCAAUUUAUCAUGGAUUCAAUUUUAUGUUUCAAAAAAUGUGAUGAAGAUGACUUUUAUAAAUUAUUGGGGUGUGAUGAAACUUCCACUACUGAGCAAAUUUUAGCUGAAUACAAGAAUAUCUCUUUGCAAUGUCAUCCUGAUAAAAAUCCAAAUGAUUCCUGUGCAGUUGCAAAAUUUCAGAAUAUUCUGAAGGCGAAAGAAUAUUUGACUGAUCCCGUAAAACGGGAAAUUUACGAUAAAUGGAGAAGAAGUGGCAUUUCAAUGCCUUUUGAACAGUUUCUGAACAUUAGUAAAUCAGCACAUACAUCUAUGCAUUGGGCAUAUAAAAAACAAAAAGACCUGAUGUUAGAGAGCUCUGACAAGGAUUCAGAAAGUGACUUCAACAAAUGUGACCAAAAUAGAUGUCAAGAUACUGGAUGUUGGGAAAGAGAUCCUUGUAAUGAAGCCUUAAGAAAAUUUCGCAAUUAUGAAAUAUAAAGUGAUUUUAAACAUAUUCUUAUUUAACACAGGAUCAAAUAGUAGAGACCAAUAUUUAUAUUUGUGUAUGCUAGGGGUGCACAACUUUUUGAGUGAAGGGCCACUCGCACAGCACGUAGAUUAAAGAAGGGCCGCACGCAGAUUUAGUCAUGUUAGCGGCAAAUAUGACCUCAUAUUAUAUAAACAUUACUGUUCUAAGCACCAAAUAUUUUUAUCAGUAAACUUAACAUAUUUGCAGAAAAUUAAAUACUUUUAAUAAUUUGAAUUUAUUUAAAACUAAAACUGAUACAUCUUUUAAAAAACUUUUUUCAAUUUUCACAAUAAUUAAUUUAUCAAAUAUAUUAUGCAUAAAUAUUGGGAGGGGUGAUAUAAAUUCUAACCAAAAAGAAGCUUACAGAAUGAAAGGGCAAAGAAAUACACAUUAUAUAGAGUAAUAUAAAUUUGAUUUAAAUAUUUUAAUAAAAGGAGAUUUAUAAUGUUUUAACAAAAAAAUCCAAAUGAAAAGACAUUUUUUAUUACGUUCAGAAGCUCCUGCGGACCGCAAAUCAACAGUCCGCAGGCCAUAGGUUGUGCACCCCUGGUGUAUAGCAUGAUUUUUAAACACAAUUGAGUGAAUUAAUUGCCUUUCUCAAAAAACAAAAUUGAACUUUUGUUUAAAAUAUGCUGUUGUGUAUAAUUUAAUUCUAAAUUAAGUAUAUUAUUAGAUUUUGGUGACUUUAUUCAGAUGAAACAAAAUUAAUUUUAUUUUAUUCUGUAUGUGUUAUCUAUUUAUGUUAUUUAGUGUAUUGCAUCUUAAAUUUAUUUAUUGCAUUUUAGUUUUGUUAAGUUUUAUGGCGGAAAGAUAAAUCUAUUCAACAGUGUGCUAAAAGUGAACACUGCCCCUCAAAUGAAAGAACAGCUUAAGUGUUUUACGUUAGGUUUUGAGAAAAGUAGCUUGACAUCCUUUUUUCCUUAUUGCUUGCGCUACAAAAACUAAAAUAGAAUUUCAAAAAAAAAAAAACUUUUUUUUUCAAAAAGAUGAAAAUAUAUAAGUCUCCAUUUUAAAUUGUUGCUUAUGUUGCCUUUUUUUAUUGCGCAGCAGACAAUGGGACUUUUUACUAGCAUUGGAUUAUUUAUUUUAAAAUAUAUUAUCUGUGCGUAAUAUUUCUUGAUCUGAUUUAAAAUUAAUUUUUUUAAUUACCCUUUUUAUACAGAGAUGACUGGAAUGGAAACCAAUUAGAAGUUUUGAUUAGAAGUUUUCUGUGUUUGUUUAGUGCUCCUAAAAUGUUAUAAGUUUUUAUUUUCAGGAAACUCGCUUUAAAAAAUCUUCUCCCUUUUUUUUUUAUUAAUGAUAACUGUGAUUAAAUAAAAUACGAAAAUGUUACGUAGAAACUUUCCAACACAUUGAAAUUUGGUUUACUUGAGAUUUGAUAAGAUUACCGUCUUUAUGCAACUAAAUCUGGUGCAAAAAUAAAAAGGAAUAACAUAUUAUGUUAAUAAACCUUUAAUUAUGAGUGUACUACUCAUAUCUCCUUUUAUUUAUUAUUAUUUUUUCCCCUCUGUUAAACUGUCUGAUUUGUUAAGAACUUGCCUUCAUUCUACAUGUACUCACUUUAUUUACAUUAGUUGUUUUGCUUCUAUAAUUUUUAUGUUACGCUACUUCAUUAUAGUAUGUUUAGUUUCAUUCUUUAACCUUAGAAUCAUAAACAUUUGUUCCACAAACCUUGCAAAAUAUAUCUUAAUGGCUUUUAAAAUUAAAGAGAGAUAGAAGGAUAAAAUUUUAAGCACUUCUCUGGAGUGUUAGACGAAUGUUUAUCGAUCUUAUUUUAAACAAUUUUAAUGGUUUGUGAUAAUAUUUAAAAAUGUUUUCUUCUAUUAAGUUUAUUAUUAGAUUUUGGUGACUUUAUUCAGAUGAAACAAAAUUAAUUUUAUUUUACAAGAUUAUUAUUUAAUGAUAAAUAGGUCUCAUUGACUAGGAAUAUUAUUUUAUAAAUUUGGUAUUUAAAAUGAUUGCGUUGGUAUACCCAAUAUGUGAUGGCUAUUUUAUAAAGAAUAAGUACAAUGCAAGUAUUUUUGACCUGCUUUUAUUUAUAAAAAUCUCAUUUUAGUAGGAAUAAAAAUGUUUUGUUGUA
Parasteatoda tepidariorum (common house spider) is the source of this 2804-nucleotide messenger RNA. RefSeq names its product DnaJ domain-containing protein (gene jdp). The record is from RefSeq and is a predicted model, not a curated record. Gene Ontology annotation, cellular component: cytoplasm. Lineage: Eukaryota; Metazoa; Arthropoda; Arachnida; Araneae; Theridiidae.